UCCACUAGCCAAGACCGCGGCAACUUGCCCCACUCGGACCCAGUGAAUAGCCAGUGUACAGAUACCUGAGAGAUGGUACCCGCCAGAGGCAAAAACGUGAAGAAGGGAAUUCUGCAACGUUUGGAUUCUGGAGAGAUUGUAAUUGGGGAUGGGGGAUUUGUCUUUGCCCUGGAGAAAAGAGGAUAUGUGAAAGCUGGGCCCUGGACUCCAGAAGCUGCAGUUGAACAUCCAGAAGCUGUGAGACAGCUUCAUCGGGAAUUCCUUCGAGCAGGCUCAAAUGUCAUGCAAACCUUCACCUUCUAUGCUAGUGAGGACAAACUGGAGAACAGAGGGAAUUAUGUUGCAGAGAAAAUAUCUGGGCAGAAAGUGAAUGAAGCUGCUUGUGACAUUGCCCUGGAGGUGGCUGCAGAAGGAGAUGCUUUGGUUGCUGGUGGAGUUAGUCAGACACCAUCAUACCUGAGUUGCAAGAGUGAAACUGAAGUGAAAAAAAUUUUUCGUCAACAGUUAGAAGUCUUUAUGAAAAAGAAGGUGGACUUUCUGAUUGCCGAGUAUUUUGAACAUGUUGAAGAAGCUGUGUGGGCAGUUGAAGCGUUAAAAGAAUCUGGAAUGCCAGUGGCCGUUACCAUGUGCAUUGGCCCAGAAGGAGACCUGCAUGGUGUGGCACCUGGAGAAUGUGCGGUGCGACUGGUUAAAGCAGGAGCUUCCAUUGUUGGUGUGAACUGCCAUUUUGACCCCACAAUUAGUUUAAAAACUGUGAAACUUAUGAAAGAGGGUUUAGAGGCUGCCAGAUUAAAAGCCCAUUUGAUGACACAGCCAUUGGCUUACCAUACUCCAGACUGUGGCAAACAAGGAUUUAUCGAUCUUCCAGAAUUUCCAUUUGGUCUGGAACCCAGAGUUGCUACCAGAUGGGAUAUUCAAAAAUAUGCCAGGGAAGCCUACAACUUGGGUGUCAGAUACAUUGGGGGCUGCUGUGGAUUCGAGCCUUAUCACAUCAGAGCAAUUGCUGAGGAGCUGGCUCCCGAAAGGGGCUUCCUGCCUGAAGCUUCUGAGAAACACGGCAGCUGGGGGAGUGGUUUGAGCAUGCACACCAAGCCCUGGAUUAGAGCAAGGGCAAGGAGAGAGUACUGGGAAUCUCUACCCCUGGCUUCUGGUAGGCCAUAUUGUCCUUCUAUGACCAAACCUGAUGCCUGGGGAGUGACCAAAGGAACAACUGAGCUAAUGCAGCAGAAGGAGGCCACAACUGACCAGCAACUGAAUGAGCUGUUUCACAAACAGAAAUUCAAAUCUUCAAUAGCCUAAUGUAAUGUGUAUACUUGUAUAUUUGGGGUGCAUUAGCACUCAUAAUUUGCAGGCUUGCUCUCAAAUUAAAUACAAAUGGAACCUUAAAAACAAAAAACAAAAUAUAUUUUUGAAGUUUACUUAUCAGUGACAAUGGGGCUUUUCUCAUUUCUUUGGUGACACUUUUGAAGAGAUGAUUAAAUUGCUCUAGGAGACUAAGUAUAAGGAAAUACAUGCAGCAACUGAAUAGGUUUGUGUUACUAUCUUUUGGAUUAUAUUAAUUAUAUCUAAUAAUGUCUAAUUUUAAUUCUUCCCUCUCAAUCUCUCUGACCCACCUUCUGCAUGGGUACUUGGGAUGUAUCUGGAAUAGAAAAAAAAAAUCUCUAAACUUUCAGAGGCCAACUAGUCCAAACCUCUCAUUUAACAGAUAAGAAAACUGAGUUCUGCUCUGGGAUUUGUAACCAAAUUAACACUACCCUUCCUGGUAAUGAUCAAUAAAUUGUCCUAUGAUGCCACUUA
Molecule: messenger RNA, 1797 nt
Organism: Vombatus ursinus (common wombat)
Lineage: Eukaryota; Metazoa; Chordata; Mammalia; Diprotodontia; Vombatidae
Gene: BHMT
Product: betaine--homocysteine S-methyltransferase
Exons: 8
Coding region: 73-1299 (408 amino acids)
Molecular function (GO): betaine-homocysteine S-methyltransferase activity; zinc ion binding
Source: RefSeq, a predicted model, not a curated record